Molecule: messenger RNA, 4418 nt
Organism: Oreochromis aureus
Lineage: Eukaryota; Metazoa; Chordata; Actinopteri; Cichliformes; Cichlidae
Gene: usp45
Product: ubiquitin specific peptidase 45
Exons: 18
Coding region: 79-2640 (853 amino acids)
Biological process (GO): protein deubiquitination
Molecular function (GO): zinc ion binding; cysteine-type deubiquitinase activity
Source: RefSeq, a predicted model, not a curated record
AGAAGGAAGAGCUUACGAAAAAAACAAAGCUGGCCAUUGAUCAUAAAACCUGUGAAUCCUCCGCCAAUCCAAUCUCAGAUGUUACCACCACCUGGAAACUUUGCUUGCCUCCUCCAAGUGCAAGUUGCUGUUGUCCAGUUACAGGCAACAGUGUUAGCCACUCCACCACGAUGCCAUCCAACAGCUCUUUGGACCUUUUAUUUGCUCCAGAUGCGGCUGAAGGACCCCUUCUCCUUGAAAGCCGCCGACAUGACUAAGCGGACUAAUAAACCGAGAAAACCUCGAGAUGAGGAAUCAUCAGAUGAAGUCAGCGGACUGACUUGCCAGCAUGUGAGUAGAGCAGUGGACUUGAACUCAGUAAAGAAAUCAGUCCUCUCGAGUGUGUGGUCGGUAUGCUCAGAGUGCCUAAAGGAAAGGACAAUGAUUGAUGGCGAGCCAGCAGCCUCUCAGGACAUUCUGGUGUGCCUAAAGUGUGGUUUUCAGGGCUGUAACCAGUCAGGGAUCCAGCAUGUUGUGAAGCAUCAACAGGCUUUCCACCCAGAGUCACACUGCAUCACCAUCAGUUUGAGCACAUGGAAGGCCUGGUGUUUUGAAUGCAGUGAAGAGCUCUCGACUCAUUGCAACAAGAAGGCUUUGGCUCAGAGCCUGGACUUUUUACAAAAGCACUCUGUCAAGGCAACAUCAGCAGUAUCACCCAAGAUCAUAAAACUCAGAGAAGAACCACCAGAUUAUGCUGACCCGCCAAAAGGCAAGAGCUCAGUCAGCAGUGCUUUGGUCCCUGUUAAGGGAAUCAAUAACCUUGGCAACACCUGCUUCUUCAAUGCUGUUAUGCAGAACCUGUCCCAGACACACAUGCUCAUUGACCUUAUCCAGGAAGUGAAGGAGAAGGGGUACAAAUUGAGGAUCUGCCCCCCUCCAGAGACAAAUCUGAGUCCACUAACAGUAGUGCUGCCCAGUCCAGAACCCUUGACUGCUGCCAUGUUUGCCUUCCUCCACAACAUGAAGGAUCCAGGGAAAGGCUGUGUCAAUCCCAAAAUCCUCUUCAACCAACUCUGCCAAAAAGCUCCAUGCUUCAAGGGCUACCAACAACAAGACAGCCAGGAGCUUCUGCACUACUUACUGGACUCCAUACGAGUAGAAGAAACUAAAAGGGUGAAAGCGGGCAUUUUAAAGGCGUUCAACAACCCCACAGAGAAGACAGCGGACGAGGAGACCAAACGCCAAGUCAAAGCAUACGGGAAAGAAGGUGUGAAGAUGAACUUUGUCGACCGCAUCUUUGUCGGCGAGCUCACAAACACAAUCAUGUGUGAAGAGUGCGAGCACAUAUCCACAGUAAAGGAAGCCUUCAUUGACAUCUCUUUGCCCAUUAUAGAGGAGAGGAUAUCAAAACCUUCCAACCCUGGUAGGCUGGGGAAGGGCACCCGGGAGCAGGAGAGCCACACAGCUCACGGUGAGCAGGUUCCUUCUGCAGCGCACUCUGCCAACAGAAAUACCAGGAAGCUGAGCGGACAGAAGCAACAGAGCAGGAGGUCUUCCAGCUCUGUGGAGGAGAAAGGAGCAGGCUUUAGUGGGGACCGACCAGAGGAUGAAGGCGUUGCAGGUGGAUCAGCCCACUGCGUCUCAGUUUGUAAGAUGGCGGCUGCCAGCAGCCUGUCGGACGGCAGCGAGAGAGACUCGGGUGCUCAAGACAGCAGCAAUGACGCUGACAGCGAGGCCUCUGAGAGCGAGUGGACGCCACGUUCCUCCAUCCAGAGCCACAGCCACAGGCACAUGUCUACCCCAUCAUCCACCUCCACCCUCACUCCGUCCCCUACGCCUGUCUCCGCCUCAUCUCCUCCUUCAUCGUCUUCCACAAGGCAAGGCGGCGCUGUAGAACAGCUAGUUAGCGCCGUCUCUAAAGUCAACCUGAGCUUCAGCUCUGGGGACUGCUCUCCAUCCACACACUGUUCUCCAGAGGAGCACGGAGAAACACAGAGCCGAGACAAUCUCCACCAUCAGCACCACCAGGGGGCCUUCCAGGCUCUGUCCCACAGUUACACACCCAGUUCCAAGGAGUGCUCCAUCCAGUCCUGCCUCCACCAGUUCACCUCUGUGGAGCUGUUGAUGGGCAACAACAGGCUGCUCUGUGAGAGCUGCACUGAACGUAGGAUGAAGCAGCUGCGCAAGAGCAGCUCAGCAGAUAAGAAAGUGGAGAAGGUUUACACCAGCGCUAGGAAGCAGAUGCUCAUAUCCUCACUGCCUCCUGUCAUCACAUUGCACCUUAAACGCUUCCACCAGGCAGGGAUGAACCUCCGUAAGGUGAACCGCCAUGUUGACUUUCCUCUGAUCCUGGAUCUGGCUCCUUUCUGCUCUGCGUCCUGCAAGAACCUGGCAGCCGGUGAGCGUGUCCUCUACAGCCUGUAUGGGAUUGUCGAACACAGUGGCUCAAUGCGUGGAGGCCACUACACUGCAUAUGUAAAAGUGCGCGCUCCACAGAGGAAAACCGAACAACAGCACAAGAACCUGUCAGGUGCGAGGGACACCUGCAGCAGCUCCCAGGGCCAGUGGGUGUAUGUCAGCGAUACCACAGUUCAGAUGGUACCAGAGUCAAGGGUACUCAACUCUCAGGCAUAUCUGCUCUUCUAUGAGGAAAUCCUCUAACAUGACAGGAGAAAGUAUUUUAUCUCUAGAAAACCUCCUUUUGCUUUGUGUUGUUUUUGCAGAAGCCUGUAAACUCCUCUUACUGUAUCUUUGGGUGUUUUGGAGGCAAGAAAAGGGAAGGAUUUCACUGUAUACACCUUUGUAUUACUUAAAUUGGCACCUUUAAAUAUUGUAGAUGUAUAAAGGAUAAAAGGAUUUUAUUUUGUGGCUUAGAGAUUUUCAUUCAUGUUCUGUUUUUUAUUACUAUUAUCAUCAUUACUAUGAAAAGCCUGCUCUUUAAAAAGAGGCUAGGUGAAAACCAGAGUGUUAUUGAACCUGAGCUGUUCAAAUGUUACAGUCUGUCUCAGCCACAGUCACGUGCCUGAGAUGUAAAAUGCAUGAUAGUUUACUACAAUAACUAACUGGAAACAAGCAGAAUUUUACUGCAUGCUAACCUGUACCCGGCGCCUAUGAGUUGGUGUCGGCUGCGUGUAUUUGUGUGGGUGAGUGAGAGACCGGUGAAUGUAGUUUGAAGGUGCUGUGUACCAUUUUCACAUCAGUAAAUGAUCGCCAGCUUAAAUCAGACUUGGUAGUCUGGUUGUGUUAUGAAUGUAAAGGCUCCGCACAAAAUAUUUGAAUUGUGAGGCAAUGGCUUCAGUGAGAACGUGAUCAUUUGUGACAGUAAAGACGAAUAUAGACGAGGAGGAGCCGAGAAGCAGCAUUCUGUGGAGUUCACUGGAAUCUGUGUUUGUACAUUUGAGACAUCCAGUCUGAAAAAUCAGCCUUGGCUCUGUUGACGCAGGAUACACACUGGCUUAACAUACUGACUGAAGUUGCCACACAGCACCUUUAAAGGAGUAGCACAACAUUAUUCUACUUCAGCCUUUUUCAAAAGGAUUGCUUUCUUAAAAUCAGAAUGUAUAAAUGUCUGACUAUCAGUGAAUUGAAUUUGCCAAAGACAAGUUUGUUUGUUUUUUUUUAUUUCAGCUGCAAUUUUGAGCAGAGUUUCUUUAACAUACUCUCCCUCAAGGUCAUCGGUGUAGUUCUCCCCCCGCAGGCAGGCGCACUUGAUGUUUAUCGCAUCAACAAAGCACUUUUUCUGCCUUCAUUGUAUUUCAGCUCCACCCAAACACACGAAAGUGUCAGACAAACAGUCAGCACCACAACAGACUUGCUCUUCAUUCUCUAAUGCCAUGAAUAAGCUUGAGCAUUAAAAAGAAGAAGAAAAAUUAGAGAAACAUGUUAGAAAACAGUUUAAAGGCUUUAAAAAAAGGCUAAUAAGAAAAACCUCUUUCUGUAAUGUGCAUGGGUUGAUGUUCUAAUGAAUGUAUUGCCUAUUCUUCAAAUGUCCAUGACAAAUGACCUGUUUUUUUUUUUUUUCUAUGAAAAUAUUUUAGAUUCAACUACUUUUAUUUCUCCUGCUUUGCCCAACGAUUAGAAAGAAAAGAGUUCAACGUAUGCAUCAGAGUUUAUGAUUUAUGUUCACCUGCGACAGAAAAAAUACAAAAUCUGUGCCUCUCUUCACGGUUAAGAAACCUGUGCAUGGUGAGAAGACAACUUGCAAUCAUAUACAAAGAGGGAUAUGCGUGGUAUUUAUGUACAGUAUUGCUUACUGUAAGCAAAAACAGUACUGAGUGUAUGUAAUUGUACAUAUAAGACUAUACAAAACUCAUGGUGCUCCAGGCGUGCAGGGUUUCCUUCCUCAAGACAAAUUCUUGCUCCCAGAAGAAGAUUUAAAUUUGCUUAUGGAAUGAACAUAAAACAUAAUGUAUGAAAAUAAACAUAAUUUAUGAACAGUA